Messenger RNA from Aureobasidium melanogenum CBS 110374, 543 nucleotides. RefSeq lists its product as uncharacterized. The record is from RefSeq and is a predicted model, not a curated record. The coding region runs from base 1 to 543 and encodes 180 amino acids. Lineage: Eukaryota; Fungi; Ascomycota; Dothideomycetes; Dothideales; Saccotheciaceae. The transcript is spliced from 2 exons.
AUGCCUCUCAACAUCGACCACGAAGAACUCAGCGCCCUCAGCGAGAACGUCUUCUCAGCCAUCGACGACGUCCUUGACACCACCGGCCCUGGCGUCGCUCGUCUAGCCUUGACUUCAAUCUCCAUGCUGAACUUCCUCGAAACCACCAUCACAAAGAUGACCGCCGCUGAGAUUUCCGCCAUGGAAGAAUUGCGCCGUCUCCAACGCAUUGAAGUCCAAGCUGCUCAAGAGAGAGAAGAGCGUAUCAACAAGACCAUCGAUGCCGCUGUGCAAACUCUGGUUGUGGAUGUUGCAAAGGCGGUGUGCAAGUUCAAGCAUGGCGUUGGAGAGGUGGUCAGAAGGUUGGAAAAGAGAGAGGAGAAGGGCGAGGAGGUCGAUCAGAAGUCGAGGGAUCUAAGGGAGAUCCAGGAGCAUUCGUAUCUGGUUCCGGUUGAGCGACUACCUCCUGGUCACAACUACUGGGCUUUCCAGCUGCUGGAUUUUUGCCAGACUCUAAAAGAUGAAAGAAGCGGCAUAACGAGGAUGAUGGAAUACAACUGGUGA